Molecule: messenger RNA, 695 nt
Organism: Acanthopagrus latus (yellowfin seabream)
Lineage: Eukaryota; Metazoa; Chordata; Actinopteri; Spariformes; Sparidae
Gene: s100a10a
Product: S100 calcium binding protein A10a
Exons: 4
Coding region: 302-604 (100 amino acids)
Cellular component (GO): cytoplasm
Molecular function (GO): calcium ion binding
Source: RefSeq, a predicted model, not a curated record
UUGACUCAUCAUACACAGCAGCCAGGGCGGCGCCUGACUAUAAAACCUCUGCUGCCCUUAUUCCUCUGAACAUUCCCACUCUUCCUCUGCAGACCACGUCACAGCCCUGCAACGGAUACAAUCUUACUUUUAUUUUACCCAAAACAUGGAGCACUUGGUGGCAGAUUGUUGAUACAUCAAUCCAGCAUUUGAUUCAUGCGAGGAGAGGCUACUGUUCACGCUGAGAGGAUCAGCUCCGGCUUUUGAGCUCCCACAUGCCCCAUCAGAUCCUUAAAGAAGCCUAAAAAACACCUCAGCAACCAUGCCUUCGGAACUGGAGACAGCCAUGGAGUCGCUCAUCAAGGUGUUCCAUCGUUACGCCUCCAAGGAAGGCAAGACCGGCACGCUCAACCGGCGAGAGCUCAGGGAGUUGAUGGAGAACGAGCUGUCCAACUUCCUCAAGUCCCAGAAGGACCCCGCCGCCGUUGACAAGAUCAUGAAGGACCUGGACACCAAUGGCGAUGGCCAGGUGGACUUCGAGGAGUUUGUCUCUCUGGUUGUUGGACUUUCCAUUGCCUGUGAGCAGUGCUAUCAGAUGCACAUGAAGAAGGCCUGCAAGAAGUAAAAGAUAGAGGCGGAGACUUGAAGAAACCCCAAAGCUUUUUCAUUUUUUGUAAAGUUAGUUGUGUCCAUUAAAUACGCUGAAGAAAUUGAAA